UGGAGCCAGAGGCAUUGUGGGCAUGGCUGCCACCAGUCCCGCCAGAGAGAUACAGGGAGGAAGCCCAAAAUUGGAGGAGAAGACAGUGGAGGAGGAGAGGGAGCAGGAGGAGAAGGCAGCAGCAAUGGCGGCGGACCAGGACGAGGAGACGCUGCAGCCUCAGAGGAGGAAGGGCCCCGCAGGAGAGGAGCCCAUGGAGGCAGUGGCGGUGCAGCCAGAAUUGCAUUCCCUGGAGAACAGGUGGGCUCUGUGGUUCUUCAAGAAUGACUCCAGCCAGGCCUGGCAGGACAACCUGCACCUGAUCAUCAAGUUUGACACCGUGGAGGACUUCUGGGCGGUGUACGGUCACAUUCAGUUGGCCAGCAAGCUCUCUUCAGGCUGUGAUUAUGCCCUUUUCAAGGAUGGCAUCCGGCCCAUGUGGGAAGAUAGCAGGAACAAGCGCGGGGGCCGCUGGCUGGUCAGCCUGGCCAAGCACCAGCGCCACAGCAAGCUGGACCGCCUCUGGUUGGAAACAGUGAGUGGGCACUGGGAUGGGCAUGGAAGGGGCUGGUGCUGGCUUGAGGAUGGAGGCCAGUGGGUAUGUGUGGGGAGGCACCCCUGUGCCCGAGCCAAAGCAUUCACUGUAUUCCUCCUGGGGGCCCAGCUGCUGUGUCUGAUCGGGGAGAGCUUUGAGGAACACAGCCAGGAAGUGUGUGGGGCUGUGGUCAAUAUCCGCACCAAGGGAGACAAGAUCUCCGUGUGGACUCGGGAGGCGGAGAACCAGGCCAGCGUGCUGCACAUCGGGCAUGUCUAUAAACAACACCUGGGCCUCUCAACCAAAGCCAUCAUCGGUUACCAGGCCCAUGCAGACACGGCCACCAAGAGCACCAGGAAUAAGUUUGUGGUGUGAAAGACCUUGGCCUUGCUCCCAUUUCAAUGUCACCACCUGAGCCUUGUGUGUGUGUGUGUGUGUGUGUAAAUGUGUACACGGUGGGGGGAGGGUGGUCUACACAGUUGCUCCUGGGCAGGACUACUGGACAGACAGCGGGUUCUUCCCAUGGCCUGCAGGAAAUACAAAGCCCCCUUAACAUGAGUGGGGGCUAGGCAUGGGGCAGCUCUGUAGCGGGGACCUAGUGCUGACUGGAACUGCAGAGCAGGGGAGAAGGACCCAGGGUCUCUGGCUUGCCUUCUAUCACCUGGGGGAAGGAUUGCUUGUUGGGGGAUGACAGAGUCAGUACUUUAAAGCCCAGACUUCCAUUUCAGGGAGGGGGCUCAAGGCCAUUGCCACUCAGAGGACAGGUGUAGAGGGACUCUUUAUGAUCAUGAUGCUUGAAAACCUUCAGAAGUGGUCUCAGACUUAUAACCUCAAUGUCCACCCAUGGCUCUCCUUCUUUUGCCACCAGUGGUGGGUGGGUCCCUGGAGUGGGGCUAGCUUGGUGACCCAUGGCCCAAUGACUCCGAGGCAGAGCAGACACCUGUCCAGAGGAGAUGAUAGGGAGAAAGCCUUCUCUUGGUCCCUGGCCUGGGGCCACCAGGGUGCUCCAGCUUCAGGUCCUGAGUGAAGUGCAGGUGUGUGAGUGUCCCUGUGCGCCAGGAGGGAGGGUGGUGGUGUCAGCUUUUCUGUGAUUCUAAAUAAAUGCUCACUUCUGAACAAUA
This is a messenger RNA of Echinops telfairi (small Madagascar hedgehog), 1635 nucleotides long. It is a transcript of the gene EIF4E1B, whose product is annotated as eukaryotic translation initiation factor 4E family member 1B. The transcript has 6 exons. Gene Ontology annotation, molecular function: RNA 7-methylguanosine cap binding; translation initiation factor activity. Lineage: Eukaryota; Metazoa; Chordata; Mammalia; Afrosoricida; Tenrecidae. The record is from RefSeq and is a predicted model, not a curated record. Bases 23 to 889 code for a protein of 288 amino acids. Gene Ontology annotation, cellular component: cytoplasm; eukaryotic translation initiation factor 4F complex. Gene Ontology annotation, biological process: translational initiation.